GCAGGCUAGCGAGAGUCGAGGAAGAGGUGUAGAAUGGUGAUAGCCGGUAGCACAGGGCGCGCGGAGCAUGCGAGGAGCUAAUGGGAUCUCGCUGCCAAGGCCCCUGAUCACAUCCUGCAUGCACGCCCGCAGGCGAGUCGUCGUCGUCGCAGCGCGUGAGAAAGAGCAGCGGCGGAUGUUUGCUUUUCGAUCUGCCAUGCGAGUUGAUCAGGCGUUGGGCCGUGGCGGAGGAGAGCGCGCGGUGGAGGCUGGGCGUGUGAAGCGGGCGUGGAGCGGGCGUGAAGCGGGCGCCCACCUCCUCUGCACCAAAGGCCAGACUGUUGGGCGUGGGCAUGCAGCUGGCGGACUACUGGGCGGUGAAGCGGGAGGCGGAUGCAUGGAACGACGGGGUGUCGUCGCUGCGACGCGUGCCAGAGCUCGCCCCGGUUGGGACUAGUGGGCGACUGGGCUCCAGGUGCGCUCCUGCGGCUUUCGGUUAUGCGGGGCUCACGAGCACCAAUCAAAUGCCGCCUAUCCGAGGCUUAGUUUUUGCGACCCUCGACCGCAUACAGCUGCUCCCCGCAUUUGCCCGCACGACACCCUUCACCACCGCCAUCUCCACCUCCCCCUCCAUCGCCCGUACCCUCCGACGGCGCGGGCCAGCACUUGGGAACAGCAAUCGCACUCGUCUCUGCUGCAGUCCCUGCGCGCUCCAAACCCGCGCCUGCCGUCGCCGCCCCGUCGCCACUGCCGCUUCCAGACGCGCGCCGCCGCACCCUCCACGGCGCGACACAGCCCUCCCAAGCGCCGUCCCACAGCGUCGCCAGGGCCUGCUCUCUGCUGCCCUGCCUGCCAGCCCUCGAACGCCCUCCCUCCCGCCCACCUCGCUGCACCCGCAUCUCCCUGCCCACACGGAGCCUCGCCCCCCCUCCAGCUCGCUUCCAGCAGCAUGGGAAGCGCGCGCUGAUAGAGACCGGUUUCUGCGUCUGCCAUGAUGCGCCCGCGAGCUCCUCGAAUGCCCCCUCGACUGUAUGGACCCCAGCUCUGUGUCACAAUAGCAUUGCUCCAUUCCUGUCCGCCGGAUUGAAGCAGGCGAAGGCGCCACCGCCCAUUGGGUCCCCUCGACGCCGCCAGAGGACCUGUCAGUGUGCCACGGCAGCGCCCGUUCGAGCAGCCAGCGCACGCGUGAUCGCAUCCUCGA
Messenger RNA from Trematosphaeria pertusa, 1180 nucleotides. RefSeq lists its product as uncharacterized. NCBI's taxonomy places the organism in Eukaryota, Fungi, Ascomycota, Dothideomycetes, Pleosporales, Trematosphaeriaceae. The coding region runs from base 333 to 974 and encodes 213 amino acids. The record is from RefSeq and is a predicted model, not a curated record. The transcript has a single exon.